This is a messenger RNA of Hydatigera taeniaeformis, 945 nucleotides long. The record is from the annotation of a GenBank genome assembly. Lineage: Eukaryota; Metazoa; Platyhelminthes; Cestoda; Cyclophyllidea; Taeniidae.
AUGAUUGGGGACAUUUUGGGGCAGAAGAGGAGCAUUCAAAGACCAUUGAGUCAAAGGGAUGAGUCAUUGGAAUGGGGCAUGCCCCCUUUCAAAGAUCUUUCUCCCAUGGAUCUGUGCACUCGUCUAUCCUUUCCUGUUUCGCCCUGGCUACCCACCCAGCAACUGACAGCGGAUCUUCGAUUUUUGCCACAGAGCACACUUCACCCUGAUGAUAACAUCCUGAAUCCUGGCGACCCAUUCAGAGGCCUUAUUAGUCCUGAUGAUCUCGCCUUGCGGCAGAGAGGUGGAAUGACUCGACAUGAUUUCGGCAAGGCGGUCUCCGCACCAACGACGGUGACGAGCGUUGGCAGUGGCACUUGUCAAGAGGAGAGUGGUGUGGGGAAGAGCAAGAAAGUACGCAAGGCGAGGACUGCGUUCUCCGAUCACCAACUCAAUGAGCUUGAACGCACUUUUGAAAGGCAGAAGUACCUUUCUGUGCAGGAUCGAAUGCAACUAGCAGAAAAGCUACAUCUCUCUGACAUGCAAGUGAAAACGUGGUACCAAAAUAGACGAACCAAAUGGAAACGACAGGCUAGCGUCGGCAUAGAACUGCUAACGGAGGCCACAAACAAUGUAAACCGAUUUUUUCAACAACAACAGCAACGAACAACAGAUGACCGUGGAAACUGUCAGCGUCAUGGAUUGUUGGAGCCCCUGUCAGCGCUCAUGUUGCGGUCCACACCGGAGGGAGUGAAACAUCCUCCUCUGCCACCCUCUGAUCUCCUCGAACUCUUCUCCACCACCUCCACCACCACCACCACCACUCCAGUCCCCUCAACCACUUCUAACCGCGCUCUCGACCUCGAUCUUCUCAAAUGCCUACCCCUUCCUCCGCCCCCGCCCCAACCACCACAAAUUCUCCCCUCCAGUCUGCCCAAGCCUUUUGACCAUUGUACCGGUCGGUAG